Molecule: messenger RNA, 1368 nt
Organism: Macrobrachium nipponense
Lineage: Eukaryota; Metazoa; Arthropoda; Malacostraca; Decapoda; Palaemonidae
Product: myb-like protein I
Exons: 3
Coding region: 75-1223 (382 amino acids)
Cellular component (GO): extracellular region
Molecular function (GO): chitin binding
Source: RefSeq, a predicted model, not a curated record
UAUAUAUAAGAUGAACAGGUAGGAAUCAGGAAGACAGUCGACAACUGGACUCCUCUGCAUCAACAUCAUCAGCCAUGAAGUUCCUCCUGCUCUCUGUGGCAGUUACUCUCACAGCUGGACAACAGUUCCAGCAGAGUCUGGAGUUCAACCCAGCCGUCAGGCUUGCUGGUCCAGGAUUCUUCCAGCAAGGAAGCUCCUUCAGGUCUAGUUCCAGUGUUGAUAACAGCAACAGAAAUAAUCAGUUCCAAAAUCGUGGAUCAAAUGUCCAGUUCAGUUCUCUUUCCAACAACAGAAACUCAGAGUCACUAGUAAGGUUCCAGAAUGACAACCAGUUUCAGUCUGGAAGGACAUCUUUCCAGCAGGACCAGCAAAAUACUUUGAAUUCAUUUGAUUCAAGCAGCCAGAAUAGGCUCCAGGCUCAAUCUCUUCAACAAAAUCAGCAAAAUACAUUCUCCUCUACUGGUGCAUUCCAGCAAAAUAGUGGCAAUCAGUUCCAGUCAACCAGCAGUGUAACAACAUCUCAGAUCAACGAUGGUCUCAGGUUUGAUUUGAACCGAGGAAAUUCUCUCAGUCAGCCUCAGACUUUCACUGACAACCAACAAGACUCAAGAAGAAACCGCCUUACAGCAAUCAAUGUCCAGCUAACCCCAUCAGUUCGCUUCCAGGACCAGCAGGUAACUGGAACUUCUCUCCAAACCAACAGAAAUCAACAGAACAAUGAUAAUCGCUUCCAGCAAACUAGCUUCACUGAAACAAGGUUCGUAAACAACAACAAUAACAACAACAUCCAGUUCAACACCAACAGCCAGGUGUCAUCCACAGGCCAAUCUCAGUCCAGCAACAGACAGCAGCUGAACGCGGCUUCCUCCCUCAGCCAGUUCACUGACGAGGUCAACGGCGUCUUCGAGCCUUUGAACCUGCCGUCGGGCGCCACCCUUUUGCUGGGCAGGAUCUCGUCCUCCUUCAGCUGCGCCGACAGACCUUAUGGUUACUACGCUGACCAAGAGAACUCGUGUCGUGUGUUCCACGUUUGCAACCCUGCUCUGUUCUCUGAUGGCAAGAUCGAAACCUACCAGUACAGCUUCAUGUGUGGCGAAGGAACAGUCUUCGACCAGGACGAGCUGACCUGCAAAGUGGAGUAUGACGCAACGCCCUGCCAAGAGGCUGCCAACUUCUACUUCAGAAACGAGCAGUUCGGCCGUGUGGAGGAAAGGAAUUUCUAAAACUGUUUUUCAUAGACGAUGACGAAGGAAGUUAGAACCCGAGCAUUCUUAGUGUAAUCCUAAGUUAGGUGGAUUUUCUACAUCCAAAGGGGAUGAAUGGGGGAUUAACUAUGUAUACCAAUACGCUGUUAUAUGCAAUAAAUAC